UGAUCUGAAAACAUGUGAAUGUAUGCCCUAAACAGUAUGUACUACGAAGAAAUAAUAUUACCUUGUUAUGUGUGCCAGUACAUUUAUUUGUAGUGGCUAAAAAGUUUGUGUGAUAGAAUCCAAUAAAAAGGAAAAAAAUAAGAAAAAGCAUCUAAGAUGUCAGCUGAUGUCUGUGCAGUACUAGGCCCAGAAGUUUCUGAAUGUUUAACAGCUGUAGUAGAGAAACAUGGCUCUGAUGGAUCAGGAUGCACAGUACUGGACUGUCUGGCUGCACGAGACUUGCUGUCAGGUGAUCGUGCUGUUUGCCUUGUAUGCUUGAUGCAUACCCCAGUGCACCACCGUAAUGUGUUGGCACGUCUUGGUGUCCCCAAACCAGAAACACAUGCAGCUUUAUAUUUUGUUGAUGCCCUUUCACAGCUGGGCAGCAUUUCAGGUUGCUCUCCUGAUGACCUUUUCUCACAGGUAAUUAAGGUCAUUUCAGCGGCACAAGUUUCUGGUAUAUCUCACUUGAGCCUAAUAUUGGAUGAUGUAAGUGUGCUGCUUGAUGUCGGCUGGGAUUUGCAGCAAGUAAUAAGUUUCUUGAGCCGUCUUCGUACUCUAAAAUUGGCAUCCAUGGCAGUUCUCACACAUGCUGCAGGUGCAGACACACUGUCAUCUCUUCUAGCAGCUGCCCUGAUUCAUUCAUCAGAUACAGCAGUUUCAGUAUUGCCUCUAAGUACUGGUGUGAGUGCUGAUGUUUCAGGAACAUUAAUUAUACGACAUCUACAACGACCAAAUGAUACGCCACAGACAUUCCAUUUCAGACUUAUGGACAGGCAGGUGAAAGUGUUUGCUCCAGGCAGCAUUCGUUGAGCUUCUAUAAGAUGAUGAUAAAGAAGGUGUAACAGUUGUAAAGAAUGAUUACAAAAAUAAGAUAGAUCUGCAGUCUAUGUGACCUUGCACAAUAGAGCAGUGACUGUUUUCAUAGACAAAUUAAAACUUAAGUUUUCUUUU
Schistocerca serialis cubense is the source of this 993-nucleotide messenger RNA. RefSeq lists its product as uncharacterized. Gene Ontology annotation, cellular component: elongator holoenzyme complex. The transcript has 4 exons. Gene Ontology annotation, biological process: tRNA wobble uridine modification. NCBI's taxonomy places the organism in Eukaryota, Metazoa, Arthropoda, Insecta, Orthoptera, Acrididae. The coding region runs from base 157 to 852 and encodes 231 amino acids. The record is from RefSeq and is a predicted model, not a curated record.